This is a messenger RNA of Tetrahymena thermophila SB210, 1596 nucleotides long. RefSeq names its product F-box/LRR protein. The transcript is spliced from 9 exons. NCBI's taxonomy places the organism in Eukaryota, Ciliophora, Oligohymenophorea, Hymenostomatida, Tetrahymenidae. Gene Ontology annotation, biological process: SCF-dependent proteasomal ubiquitin-dependent protein catabolic process. The record is from RefSeq and is a predicted model, not a curated record. Gene Ontology annotation, cellular component: SCF ubiquitin ligase complex.
AUGAAUUAAAAUAAACAGCAGUUCUCAAUUACUGAGACUGUCAAUAAAAAUAUUGAGAACCACUAAUUUCCAUCUUUUAGAAACCAUAAAUCAUUAGUUGGAUGGUGUACAAUGAAUUAUCCAAGGGUUUUAAAAAAUCCACUUUUUAUGCCAAAACCCUAACCAAAAGAAGAUCCCACACAUUUAGAUUACUUGUAUUAAUUAAAAAUGAGACAAGAUGCAGAAUAAAAAUUUACUCUGAAGAAACCUUUUUAAAAUUUAUAAAAAAUUCAAAAACCUAUUUUGGAAGAAAAAGUAGGAGUUCCUCCUGAUGGAUACAAAAACUCUACUUUAUCUUUAACAACUUCCAAAAGAGAAGCUCGUAGUAAAAUUAUAGAAGAAACAAAUAAAGAUCUUCCUUAAUACAGCAACUUUCUACCCCUAAGCUGUGAAAUACCAGUAUCAAAAGUUGAUGAAAAUUUUAGUAGGCAUGUUAGACAAAUAGGAGAAAUAACUUACGAGCCUAAUUAUGAAAGUGAAGAAGUUCGUCACCUUAAGAAACUGCCUAAUUCUAUUUUGACAGAAUAGAACUUGAUGGAAGUUCUGAAUAAUGAACUUAAAUACUUAAACCUUUAAAAUCACACUUGGAUUAAAAAUGAAUUCGUUAAUAAAAUUGGAUAUUUUGCACCGAAUAUUGAAGAAUUAAAUCUUUCAGGAACUGAUUUAGUUGAUGAAGUUUUAUACGAAUUAGCCAUAUCAUGUUCAAAACUUCAUUCCAUAGAUAUAAGCAAUUGUCCUGUACUAACUGAGCAAGGAAUUAAGAAAUUCUUGAAUGCCAAACCUAAUAUUAAAAAAUUCUUUGCAGCCCAUAAUGAUCAUUCUGUUACUGAUUUUUCGUUAUAGCCUUUGAAAGAUGCACCAUAACUGCAAAGAAUAAAUUUGUCUUUUGAUUACAAUAUUACAAAUGCAACAUUAGAUUACUUUAUAGAUAAAGGAUAGAAGUUCAAACACAUUUCGCUAUCAAAUUGUUAAAAACUUUCAGGAGAAAAAUUAUCUGUUAUUAUAUAUAAUUCUAUGGAUCACCUAAAACAUUUAGAUUUAUCCUUUAUGACUAAUGAAGAAGCAAGUAAACAUAUAAUGGAAAAAAUUGGUGAUUGUAGAUAGUUAGAAUAGUUAAUUCUAACUGGCACUACUAAUAUUGAAGAUAGUGGUAUCUCAUAAAUGAUAAAUGGUACUAACAGUGUUAAAAAGGCUCCUACAUUUUAAUUUUUAAAGACUAUUAAGCUAGGUGGACUCAAAAGUUUAACUAAUGGAUAGCUUUCUAAAUUAUUUUAAAUUACUCCUAACUUAGAGUUUGUUGAAUUAAAUAAUCUUGAGAAUAUAUCUGAAGAAGUUUUAGUCACUCUAAUAAAAUAUUGCUAAAAUAUACAAAGAAUCUUUAUAAAUUUCACUCCUAGUAUUGGAGAUGCGGAGUUAGAAGAGAUUAAGUAGUAAAAUCCAGAUGUCCUAAUUGUUAGAAACAUAAAUAAAUUCACAGAUGUAAAAGACGAUGGUUUAAGGAUGCCGUUCCCUCCUGUCAAUUUAAAGAAGAAGAAAAAGAAAAAGAAAAAAAAAUGA